AUGGAAAGGGGAUGUGAUAGAAUAAGCAACCUGCCUGAUCCACUUCUUGAACACAUCCUCACCUUUCUUCCAACGAAGUAUGCAAUUCGAACCGGUGUUCUGUCAAAAAGGUGGAAAGAUUUAUGGGUUUCACAGCCCUACAUUUCCUUGAGCCAUGAUGGAUUAAUUGGUAGAAUAGUUGAAUUUAAAAAUUUAUCGGUCCGUGACCGAACAGUAAAAGUUUCAAAGUAUAAGAACUUCUUCAACAAGGUCUUGCUUCACCCCCAAGCAAAAGUUAAGAAACUUCAAAUUUCAGCCCCAGAAAGACUGGAGGCUCUUGAGUUUAAUAGAUGGUUUCCAGUUAUCAUGAAGGAAGGUCUUGAAGAGCUCGAUCUCGACUUUGCAAUAUUUUGCGAUGCACCAGUGAGCAUCUUAGCUGUAUGCAAUACCUUGGUGACACUGAAGUUGGAUUUUGGAGCACUUUCAGCACACAAAUUUCCCAAAUCCUUCUACUUCCCUAACUUGAAGACCAUGCAGCUAUGUGGUUUUGUCUUGGCCAACAACUUCACCCAUCAACUGCUGCAAUCCAAAAAUCUCGAAUCUUUAAUCUUACCCUACUUUAUGUUUGACCUUAUGUCGCGUGAUUCGGUGCCAAAUUGUUCUGAUCAAAAGCAAGCUUUGCCCAAUCUUAACUAUGCUCAGAUGAACUGCCCUUACACCUUCCGAGGGGAAGAUAGUACUCGCUCCUUUCUGAAGAAUAUGAUUAAUGUGGUGUCCAAUGCAAAGGAUUUAAACCUAUCAUUGUCGAUCAUGGAGUAUUUAGCCCAUGAUGAUCUGCCCGAGUUCAAUAAUCUUAAGCACAUCAAACUUCACCUUCAAUCUUUUCACGUUAGAGCCAUGUGUUACAUACUCCAAAAGGCACCUAACCUCGAAUUUCUUCACAUAGAGUUUGUUCGACCUUAUGGCAAUGAGCCAUUGAUGCUAGAAGAACUGCGUUCUUGUUGUUCACGAGCAAACCUGAAGGUAAUCCAAAUGACGAAUUUCAUUCUAGAGGAAGAUCUUGUUCUGGAGCUUGUGCAAUUGAUUUUUGAAAGUGCUUGUUCCUUAGAGGGUAUAGUCAUUGAGCUAGUUGAACAACCUAAAAUGAAUAACUUUCUGCGAUGCCAGAAAUUGUUAACACUUCCAAGACUACCCGAGUGCAGUAUACUGCAUCUAAAAUGGGACUUUAAUUACUCUUAUUAG
Messenger RNA from Theobroma cacao (cacao), 1221 nucleotides. RefSeq names its product FBD-associated F-box protein At5g22730-like. Gene Ontology annotation, molecular function: protein binding. The record is from RefSeq and is a predicted model, not a curated record. Lineage: Eukaryota; Viridiplantae; Streptophyta; Magnoliopsida; Malvales; Malvaceae.